This is a messenger RNA of Brassica oleracea var. oleracea, 749 nucleotides long. RefSeq lists its product as uncharacterized. The coding region runs from base 113 to 418 and encodes 101 amino acids. The record is from RefSeq and is a predicted model, not a curated record. Lineage: Eukaryota; Viridiplantae; Streptophyta; Magnoliopsida; Brassicales; Brassicaceae. The transcript is spliced from 6 exons.
CUUAGAAAAUAAAACUUUUCGAUCUCUUUCUUCUUUUUUUUUUUUGGAACUCCUCGAUCUCUUUGUUCAAGCCGGUAUCUUUCUGAGUUACUUGCAGAGAAGAAAGCCAAGAAUGCUGCGAUUAAGCAACGCGAAGCCAUCGAAGCUUCUCAGAGAGGCAGAAGGCUUGACGCCAUCGAAGCCCAGAUUAAGACAGAGGAAACUGGCUGAGGAUCAGAGAAAUCUUCUCCAGCAGCAGGCACAAGCAAAAGCCCAAAACCUUCCGUAUGAAUAUUAUUUAGCGACGAAGCGACUGCAUAUGGAUCAUGAAGCUCAGAGACGUCAAAUCUCUUGCGUUUUUGUUCUCUUGAAGAGGAUUUUAGCUUGUGUUCCCACAUUAUCUCUAGCACCCAUUGAAGCUUACCCUGCGAUGAGGUGACUUCAAACUCGCGGGAUACAAGUUGCUCACUCGUCCUGGAAAUCCAGUACUGCUCACGUAUUCUGAACUCAUUGAUGCUGCAAUAAUACCGUAAGUCUUUUGUACCACAAAAAAAUCCGGCGUUAAUAACAUUUUUGUUUGCCUUGGUAGUGAUUUACGUUAUAAACAUUAACAUGUAUCUUAUAAGCCCAUAUAGGAGGAUAUUAAUGUUGUAAGAUCACUAUCAUUAGCCCAUAUAGCCCAUCUUUUAAAUAUUUUCAAUUAGUUAAUUCUUUUAUAAUAAAUUACACUGGUUGCAUAACUUGAAUCCCAAGAGUAUUUUACUUCACGA